This is a messenger RNA of Nematolebias whitei (Rio pearlfish), 1610 nucleotides long. It is a transcript of the gene serpinf2a, whose product is annotated as serpin peptidase inhibitor, clade F (alpha-2 antiplasmin, pigment epithelium derived factor), member 2a. Gene Ontology annotation, molecular function: serine-type endopeptidase inhibitor activity. Gene Ontology annotation, biological process: negative regulation of endopeptidase activity. The transcript is spliced from 9 exons. Lineage: Eukaryota; Metazoa; Chordata; Actinopteri; Cyprinodontiformes; Rivulidae. The record is from RefSeq and is a predicted model, not a curated record. Bases 41 to 1465 code for a protein of 474 amino acids.
CUGUUUUUACUCCAACACAGACCAGGCUGCUGCUUUGGACAUGAAGUCGUGUCUUCUUCUUCUCCUGCUUUGUCUCUGCCAACCGGUUCUGACUGACGAGCUCAGUACGGCAGCUCCAGAAGUUUCCAGCUCCACCGCUGAAGAGGAAAAGAAGAAGGUUCAUGACUGUGGAGGAACAUUCAGCCAUGAGGACUACAAGGCGAUCGGGGGCGCUGUAGAGCGACUGGGUUUAAAGCUGCUGGACAAACUUCCUGUCAGCCCACAGCAGCCCAACGUCAUCCUGUCCCCGCUCAGCUUGGCCUUUGCACUCGCUCAUCUCACCGUAGGUGCUCACAACGAGACAGAGAAGCUUCUUCUGCAGAGCCUUCAUGCCCAACACCUGCCAUGUUACCAUCAUGUCCUGGGAAGCCUUCUACCUCAUUUCAGCCACACAUCGUUGGAGGUAGCAGCGAGAAUGUACCUGAGACCAGGGUUUGAAGUGAAGACGUCUUUCAUUGAGGAGUCUUUGGCCAGAUACCAAUCACGGCCUUUCCCUCUGGUCUCUGUGGAAGAGGUCAACCAGUGGGUGGAGAACAUUACCAAUGGUCACAUUCCCAACUUCCUGGAAAGUAUUCCACAUGGCAUAGUGCUCAUGCUCAUGAAUGCUGUUUACUUCAAAGGGGAGUGGAAGACCCAGUUUGACCCCCUGGUGACCUCAAAGGGGGUGUUUUAUCUGGACAACCAGAACUCUGUUUCGGUGGACAUGAUGAAAUCGGCCCAGUACCCUCUACGUAUGAUGGACGACUCAGACCUGCAGGCCCAGGUGGCCAGUUUCCCCUUCAAAGGUAACACCAGUUUCUUGGUGGUCCUACCCAGAGGAAACGUGUCCUCGGUACUUCCCAAACUGAACAUAUCGAACCUCUACAGACGUCUACCUCAGGAAAAAGCAACGAUGGUCAGUUUACCCAAAGUGAAGCUCGAAUUCCGCCAGGAGCUGGAGGAGGCACUGACAAAGAUGGGACUCGGCUCUCUGUUUUCUGGUCCCGACCUCUCUGGAAUCUCAGACGAGCCCCUCCGGGUGUCGAGCGUCCGUCACGCCACCACCGUGGAACUCAGCGAAGAAGGUGUUGAAGCGUCUGCCACCACGGUUGUGACAAUCACGCGAUCCAUGUCCCACUUCUCUGUCAACUCCCCAUUUGUCUUUGCCCUCAUUGACGACACGUCUCUGGUGCCCCUCUUCAUGGGUGUGGUCACAAACCCCGCCCCCAACAACAACCCUAUGCUCAACGACGACCCCCACGGAAACAGCACAAUGAAUGAUCAGCCUACUGAUGAGGCCAACAGGAACAGAGACGUGAGUGCUGAACUCAGCAACAAGCUGUCAGCAGAGGGGAGCGGUGUGAUGUCCUGCAGCGCCCCCGGUGGUGAGAAGGUGCCACUGCAGCAGCUUGCUGGAACAGAGGGCGACCAUGAGAAACAGACAUGAGAAGAUGAACCCUCCUCUGUGGGACAACCCUGUCCCAGUCUGAGACCAUCUUAAAGAAUCAGGAAACAAGCUACAGUCCUGACACAGAUUCCAUCUUUCAGGUAGAAACAGCCAAACAACCAGUUAGCAACGACGCUACAUUAAG